GCUCCCGGCCGCGGGAGCGGGGUCUCUCCGGCUCCUCGCGAGUCCCCCCGGCUCGGUGGCGGUGGGGGGAGGUCUCGCCGCCGCCCCCCGGGGCGGUCCCGCCGCCGCCGGAGCCUCCCGCCGCCCCCGCUGCCGCCGGGCGGGGCCGGAGCGGGGCCGGGGCCGGAGCGGGAGCCCCGGGGCCGGGAGCGGGAGCGGGAGCGGGGCCGGAGCGGGAGCCCCGGGGCCGGGAGCGGGGCCGGGGCCGCUGCCCCGCCAUGUCCAAGCUGCUGCCGGCGCAGGAGGCGGCCCGGAUCUACCACACCAACUAUGUGCGGAAUGCGCGGGCCAUGGGGGUGCUCUGGGCCCUCUUCACGCUCUGCUUCUCCGUCCUGAUGGUGGUGACCUUCAUCCAGCCCUACUGGAUCGGCGACAGCAUCGACACGCCGCAGGCCGGCUACUUCGGCCUCUUCUCCUACUGCAUCGGCAACGCGCUCACCGGGGAGCUCAUCUGCAAGGGCAGCCCCCUGGACUUCGGCACCAUCCCCUCCAGUGCCUUCAAAACUGCCAUGUUCUUCGUGGGCGUCUCCACCUUCCUCAUCAUCGGCACCAUCCUCUGCUUCAGCCUCUUCUUCUUCUGCAACGCGGCCACCGUCUACAAAGUGUGUGCCUGGAUGCAGCUGGCAGCGGCUACAGGGCUGAUGAUUGGCUGCCUGAUCUACCCCGAUGGCUGGGACUCGAGCGAGGUGAAGAGAAUGUGUGGGGACAAAACCGACAAAUACACCCUGGGCGCCUGCACCGUGCGCUGGGCUUACAUCCUGUGCAUCAUCGGCAUCCUGGACGCCCUCAUCCUCUCCUUCCUGGCCUUCGUGCUGGGCAACCGGCAGGACAACCUCCUCCCCUCGGAUUUCAAAGUGGAGAGUAAAGAAGAGGGAAAUGACUGACAGAGCUGAGCACCGUGUGAUAACCCACACAGAUUUUUAAUAUUCCCAGCAUCCACAAUGUCACUGUUGUGAUCUGAUUACCAAAGCAUUGACAGCUGAUUUUGGUGCUGGAGUCACACUGGUUUUAUUCGUGGUUAAAGAAGAAAUUGUCUUUGCUUUGCCUCCCAAAACUGGGAAGGCACAAAGCCUUGCCAAGUGCAAAAUAAAAGAAGCAUAAAAUUUGAAGUCAUACUCCAUUUCCCAGCAGCUGCCUUACUCAUUCUGCUCCCAGGGACAUCCAGAGCUCUUCUUCCAUCAGCCCUUUUCUUUGAAAUGACUCUUCCAAGUUCUGUGGAUUUUCUACAGCUGUUUUCUUCACCCGUGGGGCUGCUCUUGGCUCGCAGCUCUUGUGGAGCUUACUUGGUGGAAAGAGCCCCAAAUGGACAUUAGAGUUUUUCUGAGUCCAUCAGCAAAAGGGACAAGAGGGCAAGGAUAGCAAUUUGCUGCUUUUGGGGGGUUUGUACACCUUCUUUCAAGGAAAUUACUUAUGAAUUAAAAAACAAAGAAAACACCACCAAAA
Molecule: messenger RNA, 1482 nt
Organism: Motacilla alba alba
Lineage: Eukaryota; Metazoa; Chordata; Aves; Passeriformes; Motacillidae
Gene: LHFPL5
Product: LHFPL tetraspan subfamily member 5
Exons: 3
Coding region: 258-923 (221 amino acids)
Biological process (GO): detection of mechanical stimulus involved in sensory perception; sensory perception of sound
Cellular component (GO): plasma membrane
Source: RefSeq, a predicted model, not a curated record